Messenger RNA from Hemibagrus wyckioides, 1781 nucleotides. It is a transcript of the gene ap1m2, whose product is annotated as adaptor related protein complex 1 subunit mu 2. Gene Ontology annotation, biological process: vesicle-mediated transport; intracellular protein transport. NCBI's taxonomy places the organism in Eukaryota, Metazoa, Chordata, Actinopteri, Siluriformes, Bagridae. The record is from RefSeq and is a predicted model, not a curated record. Gene Ontology annotation, cellular component: clathrin-coated vesicle; clathrin adaptor complex. The transcript has 12 exons. Gene Ontology annotation, molecular function: clathrin-cargo adaptor activity. Bases 197 to 1468 code for a protein of 423 amino acids.
UUUACCUGACGUUAGGACGCGUGACGUCAAUACGCUGCACGCAGGGGAAAAAAAGAACAGAGGAAUUCGCGAUUAUAUUCACAGUUUUAAGUUAAAUAUAGGGUUUGUUAAUGGACGUAAAUUGUUUUUAAGUUGCUAAAUAACCCAAUUAUAAAUUAGAUAUUUUUUGUAACACUUGUUUUUGGACGGUUUCGUCAUGUCUGCUUCAGCGGUCUUCAUACUGGAUCUCAAAGGCAAGGUACUGAUAUGUCGCAACUACAAAGGCGAUGUGGACAUGUCGGAGAUUGACCACUUCCUGCCACUGCUGUUGCAACAGGAAGAGGAAGGGCUAAUGUGCCCUGUUAUUUCACAUGGCAGUGUGCACUUCAUGUGGAUCAAACACAGCAAUCUUUAUUUGGUGGCUACUACCAACAAGAACUCCAAUGCAUCUCUGGUUUAUUCUUUUCUGUACAAGCUGGUGGAGGUGUUCACAGAGUACUUUAAAGAGCUGGAGGAAGAGAGCAUUCAGGAUAACUUUGUUGUGGUGUACGAGCUGCUGGAUGAGCUCAUGGAUUUCGGCUUCCCUCAGACCACAGACAGCAAGAUCCUGCAGGAAUACAUCACACAAGAAGGCAACAAACUGGAAGUCACAAAGGCCAAAGUACCCACAACAGUCACCAAUGCUGUGUCCUGGAGGUCUGAAGGCAUUAAGUACAAGAAGAAUGAGGUGUUUAUAGACGUCAUCGAGUCUAUAAAUGUUCUGGUGAAUGCCAAUGGGAGUGUAAUGAGCAGUGAUAUUGUGGGCAGCAUUAAACUGAAAACCAUGCUCUCCGGAAUGCCUGAACUCAGACUGGGCCUCAACGACCGCGUGCUCUUCGCCCUUACUGGCCGAGACAAGGGGAAGACUGUAGCAAUGGAAGAUGUGAAGUUUCACCAGUGCGUACGUCUCUCACGCUUUGAGAGCGACCGAACCAUUUCAUUCAUCCCUCCAGAUGGAGAGUCAGAGCUGAUGUCUUACCGCAUCAAUACUCACGUAAAACCUCUGAUCUGGAUCGAGUCUGUUAUUGAAAAGUUCUCUCACAGUCGAGUGGAAAUCAUGGUAAAGGCUAAAGGUCAGUUUAAAAAGCAGUCGGUGGCUAACAAUGUGGAGGUGCGUGUUCCUGUUCCGAGUGAUGCAGACUCCCCAAAGUUUAAAACUAGUACUGGCCAUGCAAAGUAUGUCCCUGAGAAGAACCUGGUGGUGUGGACCAUUAAAUCCUUCCCGGGAGGGAAAGAGUUCCUGAUGCGAGCCCAUUUUGGUCUCCCUAGUGUGGAGAACGAUGAAAUGGAGGGAAAACCACCAAUUACUGUCAAAUUUGAGAUCCCAUAUUUCACUGUGUCAGGAAUACAGGUCCGAUAUAUGAAGAUCAUUGAGAAGAGUGGCUACCAGGCAUUACCUUGGGUUAGGUACAUCACACAGAGUGGAGAUUACCAACUCAGGACAAACUAAGGGACGCACUUCCCGAAAUUGUUCGAGCUCCCAGGCAAAACAAUAGUCUGAGGAAGUCAUCAUCUGCGUGGAAAACUGUCUUGAUAUUUCAUUUUUUAUUCAAGCAUAAGGAAAAUAAUCUUAUAAUAAUCUUAAGAUUUCAUUGAGGCUGAAGUGCUUAGCUUUAAAGAUGUCACUGUUGCACUAGUUUAUGGUUUGAUAUGUUCAAUCAAAACACUGUUUUCUUAUUAUUAUAAUAAUAAUAAUGAUUGAUAAUGUGAUGAAUUUAUGUUUUUGGUCACAUGUUUGUUUCAUGAAUUAAAUUAUUAAAGUU